Ylistrum balloti is the source of this 4407-nucleotide messenger RNA. RefSeq names its product chitin synthase chs-1-like. The record is from RefSeq and is a predicted model, not a curated record. NCBI's taxonomy places the organism in Eukaryota, Metazoa, Mollusca, Bivalvia, Pectinida, Pectinidae. Gene Ontology annotation, molecular function: chitin synthase activity; protein binding. The coding region runs from base 1 to 4407 and encodes 1468 amino acids. The transcript is spliced from 21 exons. Gene Ontology annotation, cellular component: cell periphery; cell septum.
AUGACUAAAGAGGAUCAGCAUCACUUAACAAUGAACUGCAAUCCAGAAAUAGCAGUCGAACAGACAACAUUGACAAGAAACUCCUCUCAGCAUGACGUGUCAAGCUCGUUUACAAUGGUUAAUAUCGCCUCACCAAAAGAAGAAGUGUCUAAUUCUCCCCGGAUGUCCGUUAUAUCCAACCAAUCUCAGGACGUCUCAUUCCAACUAACCAUGGAUGAACAGUCCAAAGUCGAGAGAGAAAUGAGCAAAAAAGAAAUCCUAGAUUUGUCACCUUCUAAAGUUGUGGUUAUUUUUAAAUGGGUGGUUACCUUGAUCUUUGCUCUGAUCGGACUUGGCUGUAUUGUUGGAAGCAGCCUUUCUUUCAUUGAGAUUGCCGCAAGACUACCUGGGGCAGAUAACAAAGAAUCGUGUUCAGCUUUUUCAACGAUACUUCUUAUUCUCUUUGUUCCAAAUGUAUUCAACCUUCUUCGGUCAUUGUGGAAUGGUUUGCGCCGACAUGACAUGCCAUGGCCAAACAAACGAGCUAUCAACUGGAUUUUUUUGACAUCUGUUUUGGAGUCGUUUGGAUUAUGUGUCUUUGCGUUCAAGAUCCUGUCUUUACAUUUGUUUGGCGUCAACGGCCUUCUUUUAUCAACAGCACUCUUCUUCAUUUUCCCAAUAACUUAUAUUCUUAGAUCCCGUGAACAAUCUGACAACCCUCGCUCUGUAAAAUUAGCUUGCUUAAUUGCAAUUUUCUUCUUGGUGCUAGCUUCACUUCUUUCAUGUAUUGGUGGUUUCAGUUUUAUGCUCAGAAACCUCAAAGAUCUAUGGCUUAUCCCGGCUGCAGUGAUCUGCCUAACCAUUGUAUGGUCACCUUUAGUACAGAAACGUUUGAUCAAUUUAAAUGAGGGUAACAAAAAACCUGAUGAUGAUCAAAAUUCACCACUCCAUGAUAUAACAGAGAAAGGGGACAUCCUGGUAACUAGGCGACCACAAUGUUCUUGGAAAUCCGCUAUCAUCCUAUCAGCAUGCCGUUUGCCUUGUAUAGUUGCAUUUUCCUUGCUGUUGCAUUUCGUCGACAGUGACAAAUACAAAAACGAGGAUGCCAUCGAAUCCUUUCGUGAUUCAUUAGACUGGCACUUUGAACACAUUGAACCCAAAAUGCUUCUUACUAAUCUAUUUUGUACGUUUGGCGGAUACUUCAUCUCCUCAAUAGCAUGUCGCAUCACCAUGCAGAGAGGAGCUUUUGUCCUGCCUCUUGUCUUAGCCACUCCGGUCAUUUUCUCAAUUUUGUCUAUUGAGACUGCAUGUAAGGAAAUAACAAGCCUACUUCAUCCAGAUAACUUACAUAUGUGUCAACACGAGAAGCUAAUGUUCAACAUCCCAGCAAUUAUCUGUGUCUUUCUAGCUUUGUGUAUUUCACUGGGAUGGAUAAUUUGGACCACGAAUACCAUCGUCUUGUGUACUGAAGCAGAGAUUUUCUGGCUUCCUACAUUUUCUGGUAUUUUGCUAAUGGAAUGGCUUUUGGUGUCAAGACGUAAUCGGCUAACAGAGCGGCGAGAGACGCCAAAGUGUGUCGCAAAGAAAAUAAAAGUUUACAUAUGUACAACGAUGUACAGGGAGACAAGGAAUGAAAUGAAGCAAUUGCUAAAAUCCAUUCAUCGGAUACAGAAAUCCUACUCUGACAAGUAUUAUGAGUCACAUAUUUUCUUUGACGGAGGCGUAAAGGAUAAAACACCAACUGACUUCGCUCUGCAGCUCAUCAGUCUACUACCAGAUACUCUAGGGUGUGAUACGUCGUGUUGUAACAGAUUUAUGACUCCGUACGGGAUGAAACUGACAUGGGAACUUUCAACAGGAGAGCCAGGUUUACAUACUGAUUUACUUAACUCGCGCAAAAUGAAAUUUGCAAUUCAUCUUAAAGACAAUAGAAAGGUAAAAAACAAAAAAAGAUGGAGCCAGAUCAUGUAUAUGUCAUAUGUACUAGAUUUCCUUGUCAAGCACAACAAUGAUUCUUCCGGAAACAAUGAAGUUGACGAUUAUAACGCUUUCAUACUGACCACGGACGCUGAUGUUGAUUUCUCGCCUAACUCUGUUGACGCUCUGUUGGAUCUUAUGAUAUGUGACAACACAGUCGGCGCCGUAUGCGCGCGCACUCAUCCAGUUGGUUUCGGUCCAUUGGUCUGGUACCAGAAAUUUGAAUACGCAAUUGGACAUUGGUUUCAGAAGGCAGCUGAGCAUGUAUUAGGCACAGUUUUGUGUGCGCCGGGCUGUUUCAGUGUCUAUAGAGUCAGGUCAAUAAGGGACAUUGUAACUACGUACGCUUCAGAAGUGGAAAAGGCCUUUGAGUUUCUCACCAAAGACAUGGGGGAAGACAGGUGGUUCUGUACCCUCUUGGUCCAAAGUGGAUGGAGGAUUGAGUAUUGUGCUACAGCGGAGAACUGGACACAUUGUCCUGAGGAGUUUGAAGAAUUCUACAAACAGAGGAGGAGGUGGAUCGCCUCAACUAUUGCUAACAUUAUGCUUCUGGUUCAGGAGUGGAAGAAGAUUAGUAUGUUUAAUUAUCGCGUAUCAUUACCAUUCCUGAUUUACCAGGCCCUUCUUCUGUUGUCCACCCUGAUCAGCCCCAGUGUCAUCGUACUGAUUGUAUCAGGUGGUUUGUUGUACGCCUGGAACCUAGAUGGGAUGUAUACCGUCGUCCUGCAGUGUCUGAUAUGCGUGAUGUUUGCGAUGUUCUGUCUAUUCUUUUCCAAUAACACUCAACUACAGAUAGCAAAGUUCCUCACGUUUCUGUACGCAUGCGUUAUGAUGGCAGUUGCUGUUGGUACGGCCCAACAAGUGGUGAAGGAUCUAGAAAAUCAUUUACAUGGCGGGAAGAUUGAUGCGUCAGAUAUCAGUGCCGACAUACAGAUAUCCAUGACCAGUCUUUAUCUAGGCAUCUUGAUCGCAUUCUUCAUACUGGCAGGACUCCUCCAUCCACGAGACUUCCUGUGUCUCCUUCACGGCUUUUGGUACCUCAUGUGUCUUCCGUCCGGAUACCUCAUCCUCAACAUCUACAGUGUGUGCAAUAUCACAGACAGAUCUUGGGGAACACGGGAGGAAAAGGAGCCAAUUUCCUUCGGUGACGUCAGAACAUGGUAUGAAAUAUUCGGAGAGAAAAUGAAAACCAUAUUUUUUUGUUGCAAGAAGGAGGCAUCUCAUCCUCAUGACUCUAAUACAUCGACUACAAAUCGGCAUCGGGAAAAUUCUUUAUCCGAAGCCAGCGACAAAAUCAACUCCAAUUUCAGGGAAUUAGUUAUUGCCGAAUCCAAGGACGAUAAAAAUUCAAAGAAAAUCGUAAAUAUCACGGACCGUGUUGCUAAGGAACAAGCCCCACAUCUUCUACCGGAACCUAUUCCCAUGACGGUGGAUCAAUGGCUUGACACUGACUUCAAGGAUGAAUAUGGACCUCUUUUCAAAAAGCACGGAUUCGACAAUACUCUGUAUAUCAGUGGGAUGAAUGAGAAAGAUUUGAAAAACAUCGGAAUCCGAAAAAAAGCUCACGUCACGUUUUUACUCGAGAUAAUACGCGAUCUCCCAGACUUCCGUAUUGAGGUCAAAGUUCCGAACAACGUGAAAGACUGGCUUCAUGAUAUUGGCCUUGAGCAGUACUUUGAUAGGUUCGAAAACAACAAAAUCAUCACUGCAAAAGAUUUGGAAGUAUUGAAAUCCUUCUCAAGGAAAGAAAUCGAAACGGAGUUAAAGAUAACUAAAGCAGGUCAUAUUGCACGACUUUUGAUGGCAAUCAAACAACUUCGAAAUCCGACCACAGAGGAGCUGAAGCGAAUAGAAGUGAAACGAGGAUUGAAUGCAUUAGCCUUCUUUGAGUUGUCGAUUAUAAACCCUGAUGAGCAUGCUUUCUGGAUCACAUUACGUGACACAUGUCUACAACCAGGAUCCGCUGCCUUCGGACACACGGAAGACCUCAUGCAAAAACUUGGAGAACUAAGGAACAAUUUUCUGAUGACCCUUGCUGUUUCUAAUAUGUUGUGGCUCAUUCUUCUGUCAACGUUGGCCUCGAAACUAGAGCUCAAGAUGUAUGGAACUGAUCCCAUAGGAUUAUUGUUCCUGAGUGUCUUUGUGUCCCUCUUUGUAAUCCAAUUUAUCGGUAUGGUAGUACAUCGCGCCAUCACAUUGGGUCACUUUUGUGCACGUGCCCCUUACAAGUUUGGACAGUCAUACAAUCGGUUAAGCGCAUGGAAACUUCGAGACAUAAAAGUGGACCUAUCGUUAAAUGACAUCAAAGCCGCUCACAAAAGGGCUUUAAGCUUUGCAAAGGAGGGAAACAUGAAAAUCAAAACAAUGUUUAAUUCUCCUCUUAACUUUUUUAGAAAGAAAAAAAACCCGAAAGCAGGAGAAGAUAUGUUGAGCCUUCUGGAAAAUAGUUAA